Zingiber officinale is the source of this 2078-nucleotide messenger RNA. Its product is annotated as probable beta-1,3-galactosyltransferase 2. Gene Ontology annotation, cellular component: Golgi membrane. The transcript is spliced from 11 exons. Gene Ontology annotation, molecular function: hexosyltransferase activity. Bases 572 to 1783 code for a protein of 403 amino acids. The record is from RefSeq and is a predicted model, not a curated record. NCBI's taxonomy places the organism in Eukaryota, Viridiplantae, Streptophyta, Magnoliopsida, Zingiberales, Zingiberaceae.
AUGUGAAAUGGAACAAUCAUAGCAAACAAACAGUGUCUCCGCCUUGUUAGAGCUAACUCCACCCUGUCUUGCUCAUUCUCGACCUCCUCCUUCUUCCUUUCUUUAGAUGGCUUUGUAAUCUUUAUGCCCAUUAUUACCGAGUUGUUGUUGCUGCGUUCCAUCGCCAAUGACUAAACAAAGCAAUAAAAUUAUAGAAACUUGGUAAAGUUUUGUUGUUACAAGGCCCCUUUCCCUCCCCUUCUCCGGUUGGUGGGUCUCCUUUCCUUCUUCCAUAGUCCACCCCAAGCAGUGAAACAGACUACAAGUGGAGCGAAAGACUCCAAGGCCGAAGACUUUCGAUCUCCAAGAUCCAUUUUUUAUCUUUCCUCUCAAUCUCGCAGGCCUUUGAGUACCGAAUUCGAGCCUCUCCGCUGUUGGAUUUCUGCUUUCGGAUGCUGCUUUGCGAUCCUUCUGUUCGAUUGUGCGGUGAGGAAAAGGUAGGAUUUUUAUCGGGGAAUUGAGAUGGGGAGUGGGAGUUGGAGGGGCUCCGUGGCGGCGAGAUAAGACGGGGAGGGUGGAGCGGACGUCGGCGAUGAGCUUCAAGAGAGGAAGCAGUGCCGGUGCCGGCGCCGGCGAGGUGUCGGCGAAGGGAAUGGUGCCGAAAAAGUGGACCCUUUUGCUUUGCCUUGGAAGCUUCUGUGUAGGUCUUCUCUUCACCAACAGUUGGUCUAUGCCUGAAGCCCAGGACAUCAUCAAGACAACAACAAGAUCAGACGACAAUAAGCUCAAUCUCGUUUCUGGCGACUGCGAUCCGAGAACAAACAUCCACAACAACGUCGAAGAUACUCAGCAAGUAAUCCAAACUCUGGAUAAAACGAUAUCGGACUUAGAAAUGGAGUUGUCAGCUGCCAGAGCUGCGCAGGAAUCAAUACUUAAUGGUGCUCCGGUGCCAGAGACUCUCAAGGAAACUGAGUCAGCUGGAAGGAGGAGGUAUCUCAUGGUUAUAGGAAUCAACACUGCAUUUAGCAGUCGCAGGCGAAGGGAUUCAGUUCGCGCGACUUGGAUGCCUCAAGGUGAGAAAAGAAAGAAGCUUGAGGAAGAGAAAGGAAUUAUCGUUCGCUUUGUCAUCGGUCACAGUGCUACAUCAGGUGGAAUUUUGGACAAGGCAAUCGAAGCUGAACAUCGAAAGCAUGGUGACUUCAUGAGGCUGGAUCAUGUCGAAGGCUAUCUCGAGUUAUCAGCCAAAACAAAAAUAUAUUUUGCAACUGCUGUCACCAUGUGGAAUGCAGAUUUCUACAUUAAAGUAGAUGAUGAUGUCCAUGUAAACAUCGCAACACUUGGAGCCACUCUGGCUAAACAUCGGUCGAAGCCUCGGGUGUAUAUUGGAUGCAUGAAAUCUGGUCCAGUGCUAGCUCAAAAGGGGGUGAGAUAUCAUGAACCUGAGUAUUGGAAGUUUGGCGAUGACGGAAAUAAGUAUUUCCGGCACGCAACCGGUCAGCUAUAUGCCAUUUCAAAGGACUUGGCUGCUUACAUAUCCAUGAAUCAGCAUGUGCUUCACAAGUACGCAAAUGAGGAUGUUUCACUCGGGUCAUGGUUCAUUGGGCUAGAUGUCGAACACAUCGAUGAUAAGAAACUAUGUUGCGGCACUCCGCCCGACUGUGAAUGGAAAGCCCAGGCAGGCAACAUCUGUGUUGCCUCAUUUGACUGGACCUGCAGCGGCAUUUGCAACUCGGCCGAAAGGAUCAAAGACGUUCACCGGCGAUGCGGUGAAGGAGAGAAGACUCUGUGGAACACAGACUUCUGAAAGAAUCACCCUAUUUUCCUUCAUUUAGCCACACAAUAUGUUAUGUUCAUUCAAAAUUUGCUAUGUUUGUCUGUACACUAAAUUCAUCAUAAUUUUUCUUUGCUGGUGAGGGAAGAAUGCUUUAGGUUUCGAAAAGAAAAAGAUCCCCAAAGCAUUAAGGAGGAAGGGGAUAUAUAGAGAUAGAGAGAGGAGUGAUUGCUCUCCCCCCACAAUAAUGUAACUCCUGUAAAACAAUACCUUCUUGUUCAAUAAGUAAUCAUUAAGGCGGUAAAUAAAUCAAACAUUCAUGAGUAAA